Pieris brassicae (large cabbage white) is the source of this 5585-nucleotide messenger RNA. RefSeq names its product period circadian protein (gene per). The record is from RefSeq and is a predicted model, not a curated record. NCBI's taxonomy places the organism in Eukaryota, Metazoa, Arthropoda, Insecta, Lepidoptera, Pieridae. The transcript is spliced from 27 exons. Gene Ontology annotation, cellular component: transcription regulator complex; nucleus; cytoplasm. The coding region runs from base 294 to 3716 and encodes 1140 amino acids. Gene Ontology annotation, biological process: entrainment of circadian clock by photoperiod; negative regulation of transcription by RNA polymerase II; circadian regulation of gene expression. Gene Ontology annotation, molecular function: DNA-binding transcription factor activity; transcription cis-regulatory region binding; transcription corepressor binding.
UAUACACGCAGUAAAAUAAGUAAACCUAUUUAGGUUCCAUGUCGCGUUGGAUAGAAAUAAUUAACUAAAAUACGCAAAUUCAGUUUGUAAAAUAAUAAAGUUUUUGUGUUUUUCAAUUGGGCAGCGUAAAAAUAAAAAGUCCAUAGUGCAUGUUUUUUUGCUAACGGAGGUGUAUGUAUGUAUGUACGGAUGAUGUCUAACUAUAAGAAUUGUCAGUAUCAUAAUGACAGUGGUAAUAACUAGACUAAUAACAUAGAGUUAUUCAGUUUUCAAUAGAGGAAAAAUAAGUAAACAUGGCUUUUAACAUGAUAAAAGCGUCGGAGAAUAAGAUUAACAAAACUAUGGGUAAUAUUGAUGACGCGGAAAACAAUGCGAAGAUUUCCGAUUCCGCUUACACUAACAGUUGCAGUAACAGCCAGGCAAGAAGCCGAAGCUCUCACUCGACGCAUUCAGAAAGUCAUUCCAGCGGUAGUAGUGGAUAUGGAGGAAAACCCUCCACUUCAGGAUACAGUAGCAACAAUGUAAGUCAACCUCCAGAAAUACGUUGUAAGGUAAAGAAAAAGAAGAAGCAACUAGAGCUAGAUACUGUAGUGAUCCACGAGGAAAAGCAGACGGUACCAGAUCCAGAACCUGAAAUAAAACCUAUUGAAGAACAACGUAAUGAUGAUGCUAGCUCAACUGGCGUGCAGCAAAAAGACGUAUCGCAAGUUGAAAUUAAUGACCUAUCGACUAUAGACAGAAAUAGUUCAAAGGAUAAGACGAGUUCGUGCAAUAUCCCGAUACAAACACCAACAAAGUGUAAAGAUGGUUUUUCGUGUGUGAUAUCUAUGCAAGACGGAGUGGUUAUCUACACAACAAAUUCCCUCACAAACACAUUGGGUUUCCCAAGGGAUAUGUGGAUCGGACGGUCCUUCAUUGACUUCGUACAUCCUAGGGACCGGAACACCUUCGCAUCACAAAUAACGAACGAUGUUGCUACGCCAAAAAUUUUAAAUGGUACUCCUAACGAAGUGAAUAUAAAACUUUCGUUUUCUAAAGGUAGCACACUUUCAACUAUGGUGUGUCGGAUUCGCCAAUACCGUGGAUUGGAUAGUGGAUUCGGUGUAAAGAAUCAAAUGCUUUCAUUUAUGCCGUUCUUACUUAAACUAUCCUUUAGAAAUAUAAUUGAUGAGGAAGGCGAGGUUAUUUAUUUACUUGUGCAGGCCACUCCGUUCUUUCCAGCUUUUAAAGUCCCAAACGAAAUUAUAUCGAAACCUAUCUCGUUCGUUAUAAGGCACGCGUCAAAUGGUGAUAUAAAGUAUAUAGAUCCUGAAUCAGUGCCGUACUUGGGAUAUUCACCUCAAGAUAUAUUAAAUAUGGAUGCACUUCAACUAUACCAUCCCCACGACCUUGUAUAUUUAAAACAAGUGUACGAAACUAUUGUUAAAGAGGGUGGUGUUCUGAGAUCAAAACCAAUCAGAAUGAUGACUCAAAAUGGUGAUUAUGUUAAACUCGAGACCGAGUGGUCGUCAUUUAUAAACCCGUGGUCUAGAAAAUUGGAAUUCGUUAUUGGAAAACAUUUGCUCAUUGAGGGUCCAAAUAAUCCUGAUGUAUUUCAAAGUGCUGAAAAGCCUAUGAAAUUCUCUGAAGAUGAUAAGAACACAGCACAAGCCAUUAGAGAAAGCAUACUUAAGGUCAUGAAUAAGAUAUUAACAAAGCCAGCGGAAGCGGCGAAGCAACAAAUGACCAAACGUUGCCAAGACUUAGCCUCGUUCAUGGAGAGUCUAAUGGACGAAGCCCCAAAGAACGACGAAGACAUCUGGGUUGAUGUUAAGGAGGCUGACAGUGCCUAUUAUGACUUUUCGGUUCAGGAGCGUGAUUCCGUAAUGCUGGGCGGAAUUUCUCCUCACCGCGAUUAUCAAGAGAGCAAGUCUAGUACUGAAACACAAAUAAGUUACAACCAACUUAAUUACAACGGCAAUUUGCAACGUUUUUUUGUUUUUAGGUAUUUUGACAGUUAUUUACCGUUCUCGGAGUAUGGUAAAUAUGGGAAUUUAGAUUCUGGAGCGCACCAGUCGAUGUGUGACAGAAAGUUUUACUCCGUCGGGCAAUUUCCACCAAUGGAGAUGGUCGAUUCUGGUGAUAUGACCAGUUCGUGCGAUUCGAGUGUAGCCCAUUUGUCAAAUGCUACUCCUGUCACCCUGGGAAACUACACAUCUAUCAAAUUGACAGAGUCUGCGCUAAACAAGCAUAACACGAUCAUGGAGAAAGAGUUAAUGAAGUUACAUAGGGAGAUUAAAUUAGCUCACAAAGAUGAAAGAAAGAAGUCUUCGAAGGAAUCCAGGCUCAAGAAGAAGGAACAUCUUGCUCGUUGUAAUGCGUCUUUCUUGCCCACUUCUGCUAGGCUAUCUACUGUUGAAUCCGAGUCUGUUGGUCUGAAGCGAUCGUCCAGGCAAUCAGAAAAUUCUUACAUCAAGCAGCGGUGUGCUACGGUGAAGUUGUCAAAACGGCACGAAAAUACGGACGAUGUUCGGCCUUCAACCUCGCACAAAAGCACCACUAUAUGGCCUCCAAUGAUCCCCGCUGUGAACAAUAUGAAUACAUACUUCCUUGGUAUUUCUCAACAGAUGCCUUUAGUAAACCCUGCAGUUACAGGACUGGUUCCCGUUUGUUACGUGCCUGCAGUGUCACAGCAAAUGUCAGGUGAUGGAACAAACACAAGACACAAACCUAAUCAAAACACAAUCGACCAGGCAUAUGCCAUGCCUUGUGUUAUGUAUGCGCAGCCGGUUUAUAGUAGCCCGUUAAUGUAUUCGGCGGUGAACCCAAACAUGCAACAAAUGCCGGACAUGCAACAGAUUCAGCAUAUUCAACAAAUGCAGCACAUGCAUCAAAUGCAACAAAUGCAGAUGCAGCAAGGAUUUAUGUUACAAAACUAUGAUACAGCGGCAAUGCGGAAUGCAAUGCUCGGUCUGUCUAGCACUAAUUAUCAAGAGGCUUGUAAACUCACUUUUCCAACGGAGAGCAAGUCGAUCCCUACAGCAAAACAGAAAGAGAAAGAUGGAGGACACCUUAUUCAAUCAAAUAAUAAUGGAAAUGGCGCCAGUUCUUCAUCAGCCGCUGUUUCCCAGCUGAGUACAAAAUUAAGCGAAAGCAAAGAAGAGACAGGGGUGACAAACAGCGAAGGUACAAUUGAAAAAACUGAUGAGGAGUCGAGCUAUUCUUCAUUCUAUUCCAACUUCUUUAAAAGUGAAUCGGGAAGUGCAGAAGAGGGUGAUCUUAAAAAGCGUUGGACAGGCAAUCCACAUUACAGGACAUCCAGUUCCUUUGACAAUACAAACGAUGUGGCUAAGACGCCGAGACGAAAGAUGGACCCUCCCUGGAUGGAGCAAGUGUGUGUGACGUCUGAACUUAUUUACCAAUACCAAAUGUUACCUAAAAAUAAGGAUGAAGUGCUAUCACGUGACCAAGAAAUUUUACAGAAUACAGAACAGCCUUCAUUAGUAAACGACCAAUUGGGGCAGUUAUAUCUAGAUCUUCAACUUGAGGGUGUUGCGACAAGGCUGACUUUAGAGGAAGGCAUUACGAGUUCGAGCAGCUCUGGUGAAGAAAACUUCGUUCGAAAAGCCAAAGUACAGGUGCGCCGACGUAAACGUGAAUAUAGCAAGCUGGUCAUGAUAUACGAAGAGGAUGCACCUCUUCCACCUCCAGAUAAAGAAGCGAGUCCCACAUCGUAAUACGUCUAAGCUCUUAAUUUCUAAGUCUAGAUAUUAACCAAAUGGGUACUCAAAUUAUUUAAUUAUUAAGCGUUAUCCAUUGAAGUGUCUUAAACGGUACCCAUUGAUGUCUAAUACGUAAAAUAAACCCCAAAACACAUCUUAUAAAUGCAACCGUGACCAUGAUCCAUGUAAAUAUUAAACAAUGUUUAAUUAAGUAAAAUCUAUUGAAUAUAUGUUUUAAUAUAUGAAAUUCGUAUUAACAUAUACGCCCGUAGUACGUUACUGACGAACUCAGCCGGUGAUUCAAAUGUCUCUUUUCUGAAAACACUUCAAUUGGACAACGUUAUCGUUUAUAGUGAUGUAAGGAUAUAAAUGUUUUUUAUUCUACAACUAAAUGCCGUUAUUUAACGAACAAUGUAUUAGGAAUAAAUUAUCGUUCAAAAUCGUAUAUAGAUUUUGUCUUGUGAGGAUGAGAAUUUUACCUCAAUUUUAUUUAGGAAAAAAUGUAUCUAGAGAUUUAAAUUUGUGCAAUUUCCCAGUUUUAGAUUAACUUUUCAAUCAACACAGCAGUUAACAUACCUGUCACUGCCAUCAAAAUUAUAUGUAAAAUUUCAAGAAUUUCAAGAAUGAUUUCAUUAAACGGUGUUGCUAUCGAAAUUAGUUCGUGUUUUGACAUCUGAAUUAACAGCAAUCAGAACAUCUUCAGGAAACUGGGCGUAUAAUUAAUAAAAUCGAAUAAUGUUCGCUAAAAUGAAAACUCUUUUACUACGUCAAAAGGAAACAAACUAAUAUUAAUGUACUGAUAAAAUAUAGUACGUAGGUUAUAUUUUUCGUUUUGGAGGUUUAGUGUCUAUUGCGAUAUGAAUGAUUGUCAUUGUCAAUCAAUGUUGUAAUUUGAUGUCAAAAAUUAAUAAUAUAAAACAUUAUAUAGCUCACAUAAAAUAAAGUAGGUGGUGAGAAAAAAAUCAGAUAAUUCUUCGCUCCAUCUCCAAUAUUAAUUGUUUAGAUAAGGGGUUUCGUCCAAAUUUUAACGCCAAUUUAACCUUUCCCAAAAUGAUUGAAAUUUUUGUUCAUACAUUUUGGUUUUUUUGGUUUUUUUGCUUUAUUUUAUUAUAGAUAUUUUAAUAUAGAUCGUACAUAGAAAUAAUGUUAAAAUAUUGUUUUCGUCUAAAGCGAAUGGGCUGUGUGUGAAGGGAAUCGUUAAUCUAUGAGAGCUUAUAUAUAUUUAUAAAAAAUAUAUUAUUUACAUAAAAUGAGAUAUAUGUUAUUUUAAUAAUAGGAAAAAACUUAAUUUAUUUAAAUUCAACGGUAAAUCAAAUAUAUGUAAUAUAUAACAUAUGUCUUUAUUAAUAAUAAUUGUAAAAUUUUACUAAACUGUCAUUAAAUUAAUUAUUUUGGUUUGUAUGAAAUAUCAUAUUUGUUUAAGUUACAAUGUGUAAUAUACGCAAUACGCUAUAUGACAAGAAUUUAAAAUUUUCAAAAAUUAAAUUUCAGAUUAUGAAAGUCUUUAAUUAUUUUACUCUAUAACUCUUUUGAAGUUGUGUUUUAUACAGAUCUCAAUAACAAUUUUUCAUACUGUCAUAUAGCCUAUUUGUAAUCGUCGUUUAACUUUUAAUCAUAUUUCUUAAUGUUUAAUUAAAAUAUAUUUUUCGUUGGAUAAUUUAUAAAAUGUUCUAGUUUUCGAUAUUGUAUUUUUAAAACUUUUUAAUUUUAUAUUGUACUUUUUCUGUUUUUAGAAAAUUGUUUAAAGUUAUCAGUGUGUGUAAAAUUUAAAAUUGUAUACAGUCGUAGUCAGAUUGUGUACGUACCUACGUACCUGAUAUGACAUACCUAUCAGUGGAUUAUAAAAAUAAUUUAAUGUUGAAAAACAUUUCAAUAAAAUUAAUA